Messenger RNA from Conger conger (European conger), 1108 nucleotides. RefSeq names its product monoacylglycerol O-acyltransferase 2 (gene mogat2). Gene Ontology annotation, cellular component: endoplasmic reticulum membrane. Bases 1 to 1008 code for a protein of 335 amino acids. The record is from RefSeq and is a predicted model, not a curated record. The transcript is spliced from 6 exons. Gene Ontology annotation, biological process: triglyceride biosynthetic process; diacylglycerol biosynthetic process. Gene Ontology annotation, molecular function: 2-acylglycerol O-acyltransferase activity; diacylglycerol O-acyltransferase activity. Lineage: Eukaryota; Metazoa; Chordata; Actinopteri; Anguilliformes; Congridae.
AUGAAGAUCGAUUUCGCGCCUCCUGACGUCCCCCUGAGCCGCAGGCUGCAGACGGCGGCCGUGAUGCAGUGGGUCUUCUCCUUCCUGGCGCUCGCGCCGUGCUGCAUCUUGCUCUUCUUCGUCCUCCUCUUCACCCGGUUCUGGUUGGUCAGCGUGCUCUACGCCGGCUGGUGGUUCGUGGACUGGGACACGCCCUCGCGCGGCGGGCGGAGGGUGAACUUCCUGUGCAACCUGUCGGUCUGGUACCACAUGAGGGACUACUUUCCUGUUCGGCUGGUGAAGACGGUGGAUCUGGACUCGCGGAAGAACUACAUAUUCGGGUUCCACCCCCACGGCAUCCUGGUGGCAGGAGCCUUCACCAACUUCUGCACCCUGUCGACGGGCUUCUCCACGCUGUAUCCCGGCCUCACCCCCUACCUCCUCAUGCUGCCCCUGUGGUUCAGGGCCCCCUUCUUCAGGGAUUACAUCAUGUUUGCAGGUCUGGUCCCGUCGGACAAAGAGACCGCCAGCUACGUCCUGCAGCAGCCGGAGGGGGGGAAAGUGGUUGUCAUCGCCGUGGGCGGGGCUCCGGAGGCCCUGGACGCCCGCCCUGGCGCGUACACCCUGCUGCUGGCCAAUAAGAAGGGCUUCGUCAAACUGGCGAUGGAGCACGGGACCCCGCUGGUGCCGGUCUUCUCCUUCGGGGAGAACGAGGUGUUCAACCAGGUGGACAACCCCCGGGGCACCUGGCUGCGCUGGGUCCAGGAGCGGCUGCAGAGGAUCAUGGGAAUCUCGCUGCCCCUGUUCCACGCCCGGGGAGUGUUCCAGUACAGCUUUGGGCUCAUGCCUUUCCGGAAGCCCAUCCACACCGUGGUGGGGAAGCCCAUCCCGGUGGAGAGGAAGGAGAGGCCGUCGGACGAGGAGCUGAACGAGCUUCACGAGCGCUACAUGAGCGAGCUCAGCGAGCUGUUCGAGGAGCACAAGGGCCACUACGGCGUCCCUGAGGACAAGCACCUCACCUUCGUCUGAGAGCCCGCCCACCCUCUUCCUCCUCUUCCUCCGCCACCACCGAGGCCCAGAGACAUGAGGGACCAGCGUCACGGUGUUCCAGACCAGUGGCACAUCCCCU